This is a messenger RNA of Elgaria multicarinata webbii, 3516 nucleotides long. RefSeq names its product nitric oxide synthase 2 (gene NOS2). Gene Ontology annotation, biological process: nitric oxide biosynthetic process. The coding region runs from base 2 to 3478 and encodes 1158 amino acids. The record is from RefSeq and is a predicted model, not a curated record. NCBI's taxonomy places the organism in Eukaryota, Metazoa, Chordata, Lepidosauria, Squamata, Anguidae. Gene Ontology annotation, molecular function: NADP binding; flavin adenine dinucleotide binding; heme binding. The transcript is spliced from 26 exons.
UAUGCGGAAAAUGAUGUGUCCUUGGCAGUUACUUUUUAAGCCUCAAGCCGGUAAAAACGAGUCCCAGGAGGAGAAGGACAUCAACAACAACAUGGAAAAAACCACCAGGAACGUUCGCAGCUUGGCGAAACAGGAAGGAGCCGUUUUAAAUGGCCUAAGCGAGAAACCAGAUGUGAUCAUGCACACAGCAACAGCGGGAGAAAAACUUCUCCAAAAUGGCGCCAGGAACGGCACUGGGUGCCCAAGGCAUUUCAAAAUUAAAAACUGGGAAAACGGAUCAACCUUUCAAGAUGUGUUACACCACCAGGCCAAAGAGGCUUUUAACUGCCGGACCAGAGUUUGUCAGGGGUCUCUCAUGAACCCCAAAAGUUUGGUCAGGGGUCCCCGAGACGGACCCAUCCCCAGAGACGAAUUAUUACGCCAAGCGACGGAGUUUGUCAAUCGGUUCUACGAUGCGUUGAAAGAACCAAAUAUAGGCCGUCUCAGACGUUUGGAAGCAGUGGCUGAGGAGAUAGAAAGAACAGGAACGUAUCAGUUGACCGGGGACGAACUCAUCUUCGCGACGAAGCAGGCCUGGAGAAAUGCCCCAAGAUGUGUUGGGAGAAUCCAGUGGUCCAAUUUACAGGUAUUUGAUGCUCGUAGCUGUGCUACUGCCAAGGAGAUGUUUGAGCACCUCUGCCGUCAUUUGCAGUAUUCAACGAACGGAGGGAACAUAAGGUCCGCCAUCACCGUCUUUCCGCAGAGGACUGACGGGAAACACGACUUCCGAAUAUGGAACAGCCAACUCAUUCGAUACGCCGGCUACCAAAUGCCGGAUGGUUCCAUUAUGGGAGAUCCAGCCAAUGUGGAGUUCACGCAGCUCUGUAUCCAGCUUGGUUGGAAGGCCAAAUAUGGCCGCUUUGAUGUGGUUCCCUGGAUCCUCCAAGCCAACGGCCAAGACCCAGAACUCUUUGAACUGCCGCCAGAGCUCGUCCUCGACGUGCCGAUGGAGCACCCCACGUAUGAAUGGUUUAAGGAACUAGACCUGAAGUGGUACGCAGUUCCGGCUGUCUCUAACAUGCUCCUUGAGGUUGGAGGCUUGGAGUUUACAGCUUGCCCUUUUAAUGGCUGGUACGUGGGGACCGAGAUCGGGGUGCGAGAUUUCUGCGACGUGCAGCGCUACAAUAUUCUGCAGGACGUGGGGAGGAGGAUGGGCCUGGAAACGAACAAACUGUCCUCGCUGUGGAAAGACAAAGCUGUGAUAGAGGUGAACAUCGCUGUGCUGCACAGCUUUCAGAAACAAAACGUCACCAUCAUGGACCACCACUCCGCCACGGAGUCAUUCAUGAAAUACAUGCAGAAUGAAUACCGGCUCCGCGGGGGGUGUCCGGCCGACUGGGUGUGGCUCGUGCCCCCUAUCUCUGGCAGCAUCACGCCCCUCUUCCACCAGGAGAUGUUGAACUACAUCCUGUCUCCGUUCUAUUAUUACCAAGUGGAUGCAUGGAAAACGCACGUCUGGCAAGACGAGAGACGCAAGCCGAGGAAACGAGAGGUCAGAUUCCGCAUUUGGGCCAAGGCCGUGCUUUUUGCCUCCUCACUAAUGCGGAGAGUCACGGCGGCCCGAGUGAAAGCAACCGUCCUCUACGCAACGGAGACGGGGAAAUCCGAAACGCUAGCCCGGAAUCUGGGCGAUCUGUUCAACUGUGCCUUCAACACCAGGGUUAUCUGCAUGGACAGUUACAACCCGAGCGACCUUGAAAAGGAAACCCUCUUCCUGGUGGUGACCAGCACAUUCGGAAAUGGCGACUCGCCGAGCAACGGAAAAUCGCUGCAGAACUCCCUCCUGACCAUGAAACAACUGAGUAACAAAUUCAGAUAUGGCGUCUUUGGCUUGGGGUCAACCAUGUACCCUGAGUUUUGUGCCUUUGCCCGGGCCAUUAACCACAAGCUCGCACAGCUGGGGGCGUCUCCGGUCACCCCGAUGGGCCAAGGGGACGAACUCAAUGGGCAAGAGGAAGCUUUCCGCACCUGGGCUGUGAAUACAUUCAAGACUGCCUGUGAAAUUUUUGAUAUCCGUGGGAAGCACAAGAUCCUGUUACCGAAAACUUAUAUAUGUAAUGAAACCUGGGACCCAAAGGAUUUUAGGAUCAUGUAUGACUCUCAGCCACUGGAUUUGGGGAAAGCACUCGGUGAUAUCCAUGGGAAAAAUGUCAUUCCAAUGAAACUCAAAUUUCGGCAGAAUCUGCAAAGUUCAAACUCCAGCCGUGCUACCGUCUUAAUUAAGCUUUCCUGCGAGGCCAACCAGGAAGCCAAGUAUCUCCCUGGGGACCAUCUGGGAAUCUUCCCUGGCAACCAAAAGUCUCUCGUUGAUGGUAUCAUCAGCCGUGUUGCGGACGCGCCUCCGUCGGAUGACAUCAUUCGCCUGGAAACGCGUCGCGAUCGUGGCUACUGGACCCCUGACAAGAAGUUUCCAGCCUGCACCCUCGCUCAAGCCUUGAGGCAUUUCCUUGAUGUCACCACGCCCCCUUCCCAGCAAUUGCUCAGAGCCCUUGCUCAGCUGGCAAAAGAAGGAAGCGAAAAGGAGAAGCUCAGCGUCUUGUCCCAUAGCUUGGAGGAAUACAACAAAUGGAAGUUUUACAACAGCCCCACCAUUUUAGAGGUCUUGGAGGAGUUCCCAUCCGUCGAGGUCCCAACAUCUUUCUUGGUCUCCCAGCUGCCUUUGCUGAAACCUCGGUAUUACUCCAUCAGUUCCUCGCAAGACUGGGAGCCUGGAGAACUUCACCUGACGGUCGCUGUGGUCACCUACAGGACCAGAGACGGAAAAGGUCCAGUCCACCACGGAGUAUGCAGCACUUGGCUGAACGAUAUCGAACUAACGGAGACGAUCCCCUGUUUUGUGCGCAGCGCUGAUAACUUCCGACUUCCGAAAGACCCGAGAAAACCUUGCGUCCUGAUUGGCCCAGGCACGGGGAUUGCUCCUUUUAGAAGCUUCUGGCAGCAACGGCUCUACGAUUUGGAAAUAAAAGAGAUCGAUGGGAGGGGCAUGAUUCUGUUAUUCGGCUGCCGACACUCCCACCUAGACCACCUCUACAAAGAAGAGAUGAAGGCAAUGCACCGGAAAGGGAUUCUUCAAGAGGUCCACACCGCAUACUCCAGAGAGCCCGGCUGUCCCAAAGUUUACGUUCAAGACCUUCUCCGGAACAAGCUAGCAGCAGAAGUGUGCAGCCUCUUGCAUGAACGCGAGGGCCACCUCUACGUCUGUGGCGACGUCCGCAUGGCCCGGGAAGUGGCAAAGGCCUUAAAGGAGGUGUGUGCAAAACAGCUGGGCUUGACGGAGGAGCAGGCAGGAGAAUACUGCUUCCAGCUGAAGAGGCAGAAGCGGUACCAUGAAGACAUAUUCGGAGCUGUGUUUCCACACGAGAACCCGCGAACCUCAGACGAACAGAAAUCCAGACGAGACCUAAGCUACUUGGGAUCUCACACCCAGCUAACGUUUUAGCCAUAAACUUUGCACACAUGCUCCUGUUUUCUACCAAA